AUGGACCCUGCAGCACUGAACACCAUGAUGGAGGCUCAGGCACGGAGGCAUGAAGAGACCUUGGCAGCGGUGAUGGAGAGGAUGAAUGCCAUGUUCCUCGCGGCCAACCAGAGGAGGGAACCGGUGGCUGAACCAGCAGUAGCGCCUCCGAAACCUAAAGUGGUGAAGAUGUCGCUGGAGGAUGAUCCCGAGGCCUAUUUAACAUCCUUUGAAAGGCAGACGACAGCAGCCCUAUGGCCUCGGGAGUGGUGGGCUACCCAGCUGGGACCCAAUCUGAUCGGGGAAGCCCAGGCAGCCUACCACGCUUUAACCCAUGAACAAGCCAUGGAUUAUGAUCUCGUAAAGAAAGCCAUCCUUCAGCGACUGGACAUCACGGAGGAGACGCACCGCCGCCGGUUCCGGGAGUACCAACGCCCAGAAGGAGUCCGACCCCGAGUAAUGGCCCAGCAGUUGGUGGACCAGGUGACCCGGUGGCUCUGCCCUGGUGAACGCACAGCAGAGGAGGUGGCUGAGAUUGUCACCAUUGAACAAUUUAUACAGUUGCUGGGGCCAGAAGCCAGUAAUUGGGUCAGCUGGCACCGGCCCACCACGCUGGACGCCGCGGUCAGGUUGGCUGAGGGGUACGAGGACUCUAUGCCCACACCGCUGCCCACCCCGAUACAUCCCACGCCGACCUUCAUCAGACCCAGGAUGGCGGGCCCAAGGCCGGGGCCCCUUCACCCACACACACCCUUCACGUCUGGACCAGCACCCUCACGUUCCCCAACGGGUGGCCUCGCUCCACAACACUGGAGGCCGAGGUCAACCCCCAGCUGGGGUAGAACAGGGUCCCCCUCCCCGCUGUCAGGUCGGCAGCGGGACAAUCAGGCUCCGUGGGCGCCUCUCCCUCUGGAAUGUUACCGGUGCCAUGGGGUCGGCCACCUUGCCCGGAAUUGCCCCUCAGCAAUGGAGUGUGGUGCGGCUUUGCAUUAUUUGGUACCGGCGACAGAGGAGGAGUGAGAGUCGGGAGCUGCAGCCGCGGAGCCAGCAUUAGACCCGGAGCACGUUCCUCACAGCACAACA
Acipenser ruthenus (sterlet) is the source of this 1062-nucleotide messenger RNA. Its product is annotated as zinc finger and SCAN domain-containing protein 29-like. The transcript has 2 exons. The coding region runs from base 1 to 999 and encodes 332 amino acids. The record is from RefSeq and is a predicted model, not a curated record. NCBI's taxonomy places the organism in Eukaryota, Metazoa, Chordata, Actinopteri, Acipenseriformes, Acipenseridae. Gene Ontology annotation, molecular function: nucleic acid binding; zinc ion binding.